Caenorhabditis remanei is the source of this 1485-nucleotide messenger RNA. RefSeq lists its product as uncharacterized. The coding region runs from base 1 to 1485 and encodes 494 amino acids. Lineage: Eukaryota; Metazoa; Nematoda; Chromadorea; Rhabditida; Rhabditidae. The transcript is spliced from 9 exons. The record is from RefSeq and is a predicted model, not a curated record.
AUGAAGAAGUUGUUAUUCAUUCUUCUCAAUUUACUCUUUGUUUUUGAAUGCUCAAUAAUCAAAACUUCAUUUGGGAGAAUCGAAGGAAAUGAAGUUGGAAACUUUCGGUCUUUCAAGAAGAUUCCAUUCGCUAAGUCUCCGCUAGGAAAACUGAGAUUCCAAAAACCAGAAACACCUGAUAAAUGGGACGAUGUUCUAAAUGCAAAAGAGUACGGACCGGCAUGUAUGUCUAACUCAUCGUCAACAACAAGUCCACAGAAAUGGGUUGAUGAAGAUUGCCUUCAUGUAAACAUAUUUACAUCUCAAAAGUGUUUAAUGUCGAAAAACUGUCCCGUAGUUUUCUAUAUCCAUGGGGGAGAAAUGUAUUAUGAUUCAGCUGUUAUGUUCAAUGACACUAUCCUAUUUGACACUUUUGCUAAGCGAGAUAUUGUUCUCGUGAUUCCUGCAUUCCGCCUCGGCAUUUUUUCGCAUUUCUCAGUUUAUGAUCAAAGCAUUGCUCCGAACAAUUUGGGCAUGUUUGACAUUCUUCAUGCGUUGGAAUUCACUAAAUCAGAGAUUCAUAACUUCGGAGGGGAUAUCAAACAAACAACAGUUUUCGGGCACUCAUAUGGAGGUCAUAUCGUUUCUAUGCUGCAGUUCAGUACCAAGAUAAAUAUGGAUUUGAGUCUAUUCCAACGUGCUGUGAGUAUGUCCACGGCAUUUUAUUUCAAUACGUUGGAAGCUGAAAUCGAGAAGACAAACCGCUUCGCAGAACAUUCCAACUGCUCAGUUCCAUCAGCGUUAGCUAAGAAGUUAUCGAGAAACCAACAGGACACUUACAUUAUGGAGUGUCUACAGAAAAUUGAUGGGAUGGAACUUCUCAGAAUUCAACGAAGUCUAGAGGAUGCCGGUUUCCCGUUGUACGACGGACUCAUUGUUCGUGAACCACUUAUUCAAGAAGUUCCGAUUGCACAACUUUUCGAUAAUCCAAAAAAUAUUCCGUCGCUGACAGGAUGCACUUUUGCAGAGUUAGAUGUCUACAUGGCUUACCAUGACGUUGUGGGGACAUUGGGUUUUGAGAACUACGAGGAAUGCGAUGAAAAGUUUAGAACAGAAAAAAAAGACAAAGAUUUUGAAUUGAAGAAUCGUGCUGAUGAGACGAUGGCAAUUUUAGUUCAAACGAAACGGAGAGUUGGCAAACUAUUGGAUAAAAACAUUACAACGUAUUUAUACGAAUAUUCAUACCCAAAACACGCUACACACACGGACGAUCUUUCGUAUCUUAUGGGAGUUCAUUUAUUUGAAAAAGAUGAAAAUGAGGUCAAGCUUGCACAAUUUUACCAAGAGAUAUUUACGAACUUUGUCAAGUAUGGAGAGCCGGGAGAAGGAUUUGAAAGAACGAAUGCAGAGAAUUCAUCAUAUUUCAAUAUAAACUGGAAUGAGACAUCUGGAGAAAGACCAGAAAUGAAGAACGAAUACGAAUCUGAGGUAACUCUUGAUAAUUAA